Peniophora sp. CBMAI 1063 is the source of this 465-nucleotide messenger RNA. The record is from the annotation of a GenBank genome assembly. Lineage: Eukaryota; Fungi; Basidiomycota; Agaricomycetes; Russulales; Peniophoraceae.
AUGGACGAGUGGCCAGUCGGGCCACCCGCUUUGUCUUCCAUCCUCCUACCCCGAUCCGCCCUGCGCGAGCUGGAUAAUACGCGCCUCGCCAUCGGCAUCAAAGCGCCUACCUUCCUUUCCCCACCGGCAGGACCUCCGCGCUGCCGUGCUUGCCUGCACUUCAUUCCACAGACGUUUGAGGCGUGGCUCCGCACGCCCGCCGCAUCUGCCGCGCCUCAUGAGGCCGUUUCCCCGCCUUCACAACGUUCUACGCUUCUACGCCGCCUCUCUCCACCCCGCGCCCGUUUAUCCUUCUCAAGAAACACCCGAGGCACCAAGGGACUUCCUCCACCAGAGUACGCGCGCGUCCUUCGUUGCACAUUUCUCACUUGCGGCAACGCGGACUGCGCCGCCCGGACCUGCGACUCGAUCGGCCCCUAUUUUGCCAACCGCGAAACCAAUUGCUCUGAGCAUAACGCCGUAUAG